AUGUCGCGCAAGGCAGUAGACCAGCGGAUCCCGAGUCUCAUUUACAAUGGCUUGCAAGAGAAGAAGCGAAGCUUCUUCGUGGUUGUCGGUGACCACUCCAAGGAUGUCAUUGUCAACCUCCACUACUUGAUGUCGCAGAGAAACAUCAAGCAGAACAAGUCCGUCUUGUGGGCGUACAAGAACAAGCUCUUGGGCUUCACCAGUCACCGAAAGAAGCGCGAGAACAAGAUUAAGAAGGAAAUCAAGCGCGGCACCCGCGAAGCAAACGAGUCGGACCCCUUCGAGCUCUUCGUUUCCCUCCACAACAUCCGAUACGUCUACUACAAGGAGACGGAAAAGGUCCUCGGAAACACCUUCGGCAUGUGCAUUCUUCAAGACUUUGAGGCCAUGACACCAAACAUCCUUGCGAGGACGAUCGAGACGGUCGAAGGUGGCGGCCUGGUGGUUCUCCUGCUCAAGGGCAUGUCCUCUUUGAAGCAGCUGUACACAAUGUCCAUGGACAUCCACUCCCGCUACCGCACCGAGGCGCAUGACGACGUCGUCGCCCGCUUCAACGAGCGCUUCAUUCUCUCGCUCGGCAGCUGCGAUUCAUGCCUUGUCAUCGACGACGAGAUGAACGUGCUGCCCAUCUCCGGCGGCAAGAACGUCAAGAAGCUUCCCCCCACCGACAAGGAUCUCGACAAGACCGAGGCGCAGCAAGAGCUGGAGGACAUGAAGGAGUCCCUACAAGAUACCCAACCAGUUGGCUCCCUGGUUACCCUCGCCAAGACGGUCGACCAGGCCAAGGCGCUGCUGACGUUCGUGGAUGCAAUCGCUGAGAAGACCCUACGGAGUACGGUGACCCUGACGGCCGCCAGAGGUCGUGGAAAGUCGGCGGCCAUGGGUGUGGCUGUGGCGGCUGCCGUGGCGCACGGGUACAGCAACAUCUUCAUCACCUCCCCGUCCCCCGAGAACUUGAAGACGCUGUUCGAGUUCGUCUUCAAGGGCUUCGACGCGCUCGGGUACGCUGAUCACGCCGACUACUCCAUCAUCCAGUCCACGAACCCCGACUUCAACAAGGCCAUCGUCAGAGUCAACAUUCACCGGGCGCAUCGCCAGACGAUUCAGUACAUCAGACCCCAGGAUGCCCACGUCCUGGGCCAGGCAGAGCUGGUCGUCAUCGAUGAGGCCGCCGCCAUUCCCUUACCGCUGGUGCGCAAGCUCAUGGGCCCUUACCUGGUCUUCAUGGCUUCCACGAUCAACGGUUACGAGGGUACCGGUCGUUCGCUGUCGCUGAAGCUGAUCAAGCAGCUGAGGGAGCAGUCGAGACCCGGGGCCAAGACUGGCGACGAUACAGAGGUUGCAGACCGGACGACGGGCAAGGCCGCCAAGGAUCAGGGCUCGAGCCAAUCCAGCCGUUCCCUUCGCGAAAUUACCUUGUCUGAGCCCAUCAGAUACGCCCAAGGCGAUUCCGUUGAGAAGUGGCUGAACAAGCUUCUCUGCCUGGAUGCCACCCUUCCCAAGGCCAAGGCCAGCGCCCAGGGCUGCCCCGAUCCUUCGCAGUGCGAGCUGCUCAAGGUCAACCGAGACACGCUCUUCUCCUUCCAUCCCAUCCCCGAGAAGUUCCUUCAGCAAAUGGUCGCACUCUACGUCGCCAGUCACUACAAGAACUCUCCCGAUGAUCUUCAACUAAUGAGUGACGCGCCCUCCCACGAGCUCUACGUCCUCAUCGCCCCGACAUCAGACGGCAAGCUGCCCGAACCCUUGUGCGUCAUCCAGGUCGCACUGGAAGGCAAGAUCAGCAGACAAAGUGUCAUCAACCAAUUGAGCAGAGGACAGCGUCCUUCUGGCGACCUGAUCCCUUGGCUCGUGAGCCAGCAGUUCCAGGACGACGAGUUCGCCUCCCUCUCCGGCGCUCGCGUCGUGAGGAUAGCGACGAACCCGGAGUACGUCUCCAUGGGAUACGGCACUAAGGCUCUGCAGCUCCUUACCGACUUUUACGAGCAAAAGUUCACCAACCUGUCCGAAGACGCCGAUCUCGCCAUGGAAGAGACCCUGCCCAGAGUGACGGACGCGGAGCUGGCAAAUACCUCUUUGCUGGCGGACGACGUCCACAUCAGAGACAUCAAGAAGUUGCCGCCGCUCUUCGCCAGAUUCUCCGAGAUCAGGCCCGCCGCCCUGGACUACGUUGGCGUCAGCUACGGCUUGACGCAGCCGCUGCACAAAUUCUGGAAGCGCGCCUCCUUCGCGCCCGUUUACCUGCGGCAGACGGCCAACGACCUGACGGGCGAGCACACGUGCGUCAUGAUCCGACCCCUGGAGAACACCGCCGCCGAUCAGUCGUGGCUCGGCGCCUUCUCGAGAGACUUCCAGCGCCGGUUCCAGUCGCUACUGUCGUACCAGUUCAGGGAGUUCCAGUCGGUGGUCGCGCUCAGCAUCGACGAGUCCGCGGCCAUCGGUGCCAAGCUCGACGGCACCGAGCCCACCGCCCUGACCAAGGCGGAGCUGGACAGGUUCCUGACACCGUUUGACCUGAAGCGUCUCGAGUCAUACGCGAACAACAUGCUGGACUACCACGUCAUCCUCGACCUCGUGCCCACGCUCGCCACGCUAUACUUCACCGGCAAGCUCAAGGGCGACGUCAAGUUGACGGGUGUGCAGCAGGCCAUUCUGCUCGCCAUUGGCCUGCAGAGGAAAGACAUGGACGUCAUCUCCACGGAGCUGACGCUGCCGUCGUCGCAGCUCCUGGCCAUGUUCAUCAAGAUCCUGCGCAAGAUUACGUCGCAUUUUGGAUCCUUGGUCAACGCCGCCGUCGAGGCCGAGUUGCCUGCCGCUACCACCAUUGGCGUCAGCCGGGAGAACGCCUCUGGUGUCCAUGACGAUGAGGUUGUCGAUAAGAGGUUCGCUCCCCUAGAGACCUCUCUCGAGGACGAGCUUGAGGAGGGAGGCGAUGAGGCUCUGGCCAAGCUUCGUAGGAAGCAGCGCGAGCUCAUUGACUCCCUACCCCUUGAUCAAUAUGAGGUUGACGGUGACGCCCCCGCCUGGGCCGAAGCAGAGCAGGCCAUCAAGGACGGUAAAUCCGGCGUAGUGAGCGUGAAGACGGGCAAGUCGAAGCGCAAGGCUGGCCCCACGGCAGCCGAGAUUUACGACGAGGCCCUCGGGGAGAAGAAGUCCAAAAAGGCGAAGAAAUCCAAGAGGGAUAGGGACUAA
Messenger RNA from Colletotrichum orchidophilum, 3189 nucleotides. RefSeq lists its product as uncharacterized. Gene Ontology annotation, biological process: rRNA acetylation involved in maturation of SSU-rRNA. The record is from RefSeq and is a predicted model, not a curated record. Bases 1 to 3189 code for a protein of 1062 amino acids. NCBI's taxonomy places the organism in Eukaryota, Fungi, Ascomycota, Sordariomycetes, Glomerellales, Glomerellaceae. Gene Ontology annotation, molecular function: 18S rRNA cytidine N-acetyltransferase activity; ATP binding; tRNA binding. Gene Ontology annotation, cellular component: nucleolus; 90S preribosome. The transcript is spliced from 4 exons.